CAACAUUUUAUUUCCAGGCGCGUAUGCGGUCACCCGAAUUGGAGGUCCUAGCGGAGAAACAGGAAGUGUUUCUGUAAACAGACUCGCAGUCCGCGGCCGAAGGUAAUUAUUUGACUGCAGUCCGGCACCGUGUGAAGCUGAGAGAGAAAUUCUGCAUUAACAGAAACUUAAACACACACCAAGGUUAAACGAAAAUAAGAAUACAGCGCGGACGAUGACAGUUCACAAUCUGUACCUCUUCGAUCGGAACGGGGCGUGCUUGCACUACAGCGAGUGGAACCGGAAAAAGCAAGCGGGGAUAUCGAAGGACGAGGAGUACAAGCUGAUGUACGGCAUGCUGUUCUCAAUCCGCUCUUUCGUCAAUAAGAUGUCACCUCUGGAUAUGAAGGACGGCUUCCUGACUUUCCAGACCAGCAAGUACAAGCUGCACUACUACGAAACGCCUUCGGGGGUGAAGGUGGUGAUGAACACAGACCUGGGGGUGCCCAACUGCAGAGACACGCUGCACCAGAUCUACAGCACGAUCUACGUGGAGUACAUUGUGAAGAAUCCCCUGUGCAGUAUGAACGAAGCCAUUCAGAGCGAUCUGUUCUGCUCCAAGCUGGACAGCUUCGUCAGGGGGCUCCCCUUCUUCUCAGCCCGGGCCGGCUAACUUCUACGGGUCACUUGAACCCGGGACACUUCAAACCCCCCCCCCCCCACCCCACCCCCACCCCCGGAUAAUAAGACAGGAUUGGAGGACGGGAGCUGGCACAGGAGGUGUCAUUUUGAUGAAAACAUUACCAGACACUCUGGGAUGGAAGCGAGACUCCUGUUGCAUAGCAGUUUGAUCCGUUCCUGGUUUUAAUCAGACACACCUGAGCUUGUUACCUGUACACAUCUGUGCCCCCCCCCCCUCCCACCCCCACAAAUAAAAACAAUGCUAACUUUCUUAUUCUUGCAAUGAGGAGGGGCACGAAACAGGGUUUCAAAUGUACUGACAGGUUGGAUCCAGAUGGUCAGUUUCUGCCUCUUGAGUGAGACUCGAGUCGCUCUCAAAAUGUAUUUAAGAUGAAACUAGAGUUGUAGGAUUAAGACAUGAAUUAAAAAAAAUAAAAAACUAUGUGAACAUAA
Messenger RNA from Acipenser ruthenus (sterlet), 1113 nucleotides. RefSeq names its product trafficking protein particle complex subunit 1-like. The transcript has 6 exons. Lineage: Eukaryota; Metazoa; Chordata; Actinopteri; Acipenseriformes; Acipenseridae. The record is from RefSeq and is a predicted model, not a curated record. Gene Ontology annotation, cellular component: TRAPP complex. The coding region runs from base 215 to 652 and encodes 145 amino acids. Gene Ontology annotation, biological process: endoplasmic reticulum to Golgi vesicle-mediated transport.